AUGCCUCCAAGGCGUACAUCAACCCGGCGUUGGCGCGCAUUUUCGCCCGAAGAGGGCCUGGGGCUGGACGUGGUUUCCGGCGGCGAGCUGGCCGUGGCGAUGGCCGGGGAAGUGCCGCUGGACCGGGUGUACUUCCACGGCAACAACAAGACGCCGGCCGAGCUGGAAGAGGCGGUGGCUGCGGGCAUAGGCCGCGUCGUAGUGGACAGCUUCCACGAGCUGGACCUGCUGGAACGCAUCUGCGCGGAGGCAGGAAAAUCGCAGGACAUCCUGGUGCGGGUUUCGCCCGGGAUCGACCCGCAUACGCACGCCUACACGACCACGGGAAUCAUCGAUUCCAAGUUCGGUUUCUCCAUUCAAACCGGCGACGCGGAGAAGGCGGUCCAGCAGGCCAUCGCGGCGCCGCACCUCAACCUCCGGGGACUGCACUUCCACCUGGGCUCGCCGAUAUUUGAGCUCGAACCGAGUUCAGCCCCGGGUGGAGGAUUCGCGAUUGCGUACACGCGGAACGACCAGCCGCCGGCCGCGGACGAUUACGCCGAGGCCAUCGUGGGCACGUUGACCGCGACCUGCAACGAGCUGGGCAUGGAACCGCCGGCGCUGGUGGUCGAGCCGGGCCGUUCGAUCAUCGGACCGGCGGGAGUUGCGCUGUAUCGGAUCGGGGCGAUCAAGGAGAUACCGGGCGUGCGCACGUACGUCAGCGUGGACGGCGGAAUGGGCGAUAACAUCCGGCCGGCCCUCUAUCAAGCGUCCUACGAGGUGCUGUCGGCCAACCGGCCAACGGCCGAACCCGACGCCACGGUGACAAUCGCCGGCAAGUAUUGCGAGUCGGGAGACGUGUUGGCCUCAGAUAUUUUGCUGCCGUCGCCGGUGGCGGGCGACGUGAUCGCGAUACCGGCGGCGGGGGCGUACUGCCCGUCCAUGGCGAGCAACUACAACCUCAACCCGCGCCCGCCGAUCGUGCUGGUCAACAACGGAGAAAGCAGGAUGAUCCGCCGGCGAGAAUCCUACGCGGACAUGAUGUUGUGUGACCUGUAG
Messenger RNA from Geodia barretti, 1038 nucleotides. The record is from the annotation of a GenBank genome assembly. NCBI's taxonomy places the organism in Eukaryota, Metazoa, Porifera, Demospongiae, Tetractinellida, Geodiidae.